Setaria italica (foxtail millet) is the source of this 1209-nucleotide messenger RNA. Its product is annotated as F-box protein At1g47340. The record is from RefSeq and is a predicted model, not a curated record. NCBI's taxonomy places the organism in Eukaryota, Viridiplantae, Streptophyta, Magnoliopsida, Poales, Poaceae. Gene Ontology annotation, molecular function: protein binding. The transcript has a single exon. Bases 1 to 1209 code for a protein of 402 amino acids.
AUGGAAUCCGGCGAGGGCGGCGGCUGCCGUCUCCCGGAGGAGCUGGUGGUGGAGAUCCUCCGCCGCCUCCCGUACAGGUCGCUCUGCCGCUCCAGGUGCGUCUGCAGGUCCUGGCGCGACCUCUCCUACCACCCCGACCACCGCAGCAGGCUGCCCCAGGACCUCGCCGGCCUCCUCUACACCAACCACGCCCCUAGCCACCUCCACGGCGACUUCGCCGUCCGGUUCGCGCCGGCCGGUUCGUCCCCUUUCCCCGGCCUCGGGUUCCUGCCGUGCGGCGCCCGCGCCCUGCCCCUGGACUGCUGCAACGGCCUCCUCCUCUGCCGCGGCGGCGGCGGCGGCGGAUGUCACUACGUCUGCAACCCGGCUACUGGAAGAUUUACCACGCUCCCUGUACCGGCGUCUGGAUUCCAGGCGCUUGCCCUGGCUGCCUUCGAGCCCCACGGCGCGUCGCUUCGAUUCCAUGUGCUCAACUUUGCAAGAGCCGAGCCUGUGCAAAAGGUCUUCUUUGAUGCCGAUUUCGAAGAAUCUGAAGAUGAUACUCUCUCGGACACCGAUGGUGAUGCCUAUGGAGGCGGCGAAUUGUGUGAUUUGUGUGAGGAGAGCAGCAAGUUUUGUGUUAAAGGCCUUGAGGUAUUCUCGUCAGAGACCGGCAAGUGGGUGCAGAGCCGCGUUUGCCGUGAGUCCCGUGUCAGGCUGGUUGAAGGAAUGGGCAGUGUGUUCAUCAGUGGCUAUGUUAAUUUGCUCACUCAUGAGAGGAAGGUUCUUGCUGUCGAUCCAGAAGGCUGGGCAUGCCGUCUGAUUUCCUUGCCUGUAUCCAGCUUGUUUGGGUUGGUUGGGUGCCUCGGACACUCUCAGGGAUUCCUGCAAUAUGCUGUACAAGAAGACUGCACCUGCACCAUGAUGCAGAUUUGGACUCUGAAGGAUUUCGAGAAGGGAGAGUGGAUACUGAAGCACCGAUUUGAGAUUGAAGUGGCUCCGCAGACAAAGAUACUGUUUGAUUAUGCUGGUAAUGCCUUGUGCUCAGAAAUUUUCUACGUAGUUGUGUUUCAUCCUGAAAGGGAUCUGGUGUUCCUCCCUAUUGAAGGAUACAAGAUGCUCUCCUAUAAUUUGAUCAACACCGAAGUAAAGGAGAUAUGCAAGUUGGAACCAGAAACAAGGCCUAGAUUCCUAGUUUAUGUGCCCUCAUAUGCAGAUUUUGUGAAUUGA